This is a messenger RNA of Dujonia railenensis, 1083 nucleotides long. The record is from the annotation of a GenBank genome assembly. Lineage: Eukaryota; Fungi; Ascomycota; Pichiomycetes; Serinales; Debaryomycetaceae.
AUGUCCUUUGAUCAACCAAUGCAAGAAAUAUACUGGAACGCUGAGAAUUCAGCCAACGGCUUGUACGAUGAAAACGCAGGCAAUUCCGUCUUCUACCAAGAUCUCAAACAGGAAAACAUUGACAUGUUAAAUCAGGCUAGUAACGGGUUUGGUUACGCAGAACCGCAGUUUCAACCAAACGAAUUCCAGCAGCAGCUGCAUCAGCAGCACAAUCAGAGUCAGCUCCAGGGACUGGCCGAUACUAACGUCAACUUUGCACAGUUACCACAGUUUGGCACAUCUGAGUACUUGAACCAGUCUAUUUCUUCCCACUCCUCGCCAUCCAUGAAUGGAUUCGAGAACGGGCCAAUUAAAUACAGUGCCAUUUCUCCUGAAAGCAUUGAUGACAAGUCACAAAAUCAACAACAACAACAACAACAACAGCAGCAGCAAAGUGGCUCCAAGAAGGCCACGCAGAGCAAGAGACAUUUGUUGGAUGAACAAGAUGCUAUCUUAUUGGCCAGAGAAGAUUCUGAGUUGAAUGAGGAGGAGCUUUUAGCUAAAAAGAAGGCACAGAACCGUGCAGCACAAAGGGCGUUCAGGGAGCGUAAAGAGUCCAGGUUUAAGGAUUUAGAGGCCAAAUUAAAUAAAUCUGAGGUUGAGAAGCAGAAGUUGUUGGACCAAUUGACUUACUUUAGAACUCAGAAUGAGUACCAGAAGCAGCAAGAGCAAAAGAGAAUGAACACAGCCGCCAUCACUCCCGAUGGUCCAGAUUGUGACAGGGUCAUCCAUGCCCAAUUCACGUUCCCCCAAAACCAAGAGUUGUUUAUCAAUGAAAUGACUGAUGGACAUCCUUUAUCGGAAACGUCUGACAUCGCUAAGGUGUACGAUGCUCCCGAUUACCCCAAUACCAAGUUAUUAGCAGUGGGUGCCGUGUGGGACUAUUUACAUAUGAGGGCUGAAGAACUCGAGAGAGAUGACCAGUACUUCGAUGUUGUUGAGAUUAUGGCUAAAUUAAAGGGUAACGAGAAAUGCCACGGGUACGGGCCUGCUUAUCCGCUAGAUGUAGUCAACAGGGCAAUCGAAGAGUCUCUCCGCCAAUAA